UGCGAUUCAGUUGACACUAUCGGCGUUACCUUGUAUAUUUUGUAUUUUUUAAUGUAAAUAUCAGAUGUUUGUCUUCCAAUAAUGACGCAGUGGUCCCAAACUAUUUUAGAAUGGAUAAACUGCCUGGGUGUAUCCGAAUCCACUGUCAAAGAGCCGAAGGAACUUGAUGAAAGUCCAAUUUUUAGCAGGAUUAUCCAUUCGAUAAGUUCUUGGAAGCCACAAGUAAACAACAGAACCGAGAAAGAAUUAUUGCAAGACUUCAUUCAAGAUGAAUAUCCAGAUUUUUUAUCCAAAUCCGAUUGCGAAGAGUGGCUUUUGGACAGCGUGCUCGUCGCCUCUCUUUUAUUAUUACGAACGUCUCAAGAACCAACUUUCCACAAACCGAUGUGUGCAAAACUGCAUCACGAGACUCAAGUCAAGAUUAAGAUGUUUCUGGAAAGUGCACUUCCCCAAGGGAGAAGUAUCACAAAACAGUAUUUGAGCUCUGUUAUCUCGGAACUCAGUGAUUCGGAAAUCGCCAAUCUCUCGGAUCCAAAAACUCCUUUUCUGACACCAAAAGCUCGCCCACUCAAGGAAUUUUUUAAUUCACCUGCUGCGCGAUCUGCCCAGAGUCAUAGAAUAAUGAGUGACAGAACUCGGGAGUUACGGAAAUUAAAAUCAGAUCUGGAACUGGAACGCUGUGAGAAAAUUGACCUGAUGGAAGAUUUAAGAAUUCAGCAGGAAAAGGCACAGAAACUCCAGAGAAAGUUGCAGGAUAGGGAGAAGGAACUCAAGUCUCUUAGGGCGGAAAUGAUGAAGCCAGCGACUCCACAAUCGUGUAAAAAAAGCGACAAGACGAUGGAAGAUGUCUACAGAGCCGAAAUAAAAAACUUGGAAGAAUACACCGUAAGUUUGCAAUUAGAGAACGAGAAGCUGCAGGACGAAAGAGACAACUUAUCAAAGAAAUUAGCUGCCUUGGAAAGGCAAAGUGCAUGUCUAAUUAAAGAGAGCGAAUACUUUCAAAAAAACUAUGAAUCCUUAUCUACCGAAAUUGAGCUAAAGGACAGGGAAGUAGUCUGUCUAAGAAUGGAAAAUGAAGGUCUACGAACUCACGUUAAAGAGAUGAACAGAUUAUCUCUCAGCGAUGAGAGUUUCGAGUGCGAUAAUGUCAGUAACGCUCACACUCAAUCUUCUUUAAACGUAAGUGAAGCCCUGAGUUCGGUCAUUGACAUUCAACUUCAAGAAGCAAAGGAAGAAUCCUCUAAACUCAAAAACGAACUCGAGUCCGUCACUCAUCGUUUGGAAUCAGUCAGUCACGAGUGUCAAGAGCUGAAAGACUCUAAUAAUUAUCUCGAACAGAAAGUCAAACUGAUGGAAAUAAUGGAAGAAGAAUUCUUCCAAAUUAAAUCCGAACUUUCAGCUUCCAAGGAUAGGAUACAAAUCCUGGAUGAGGAGAAAGACAUUUUGAUAAGAGAAGCUCAAUCCAUGAAAAAACAAUUGGAAGCAGCCAAAAUCAUGAUUGAGGAUCUGAACGAUAAACUGCUCGACUCGCAAGAUUGUUUAAAUAACGAAAUUGCAAGAAAGGGCGAAUUGGAGUCAAAGAUUGCUCUACUCAAAGAUGAAAUCAAAGCACAGAGCAAUCGGAUUUCAGAGUUUGAACGACAAAAAUCGGAUUAUGAAUCUACAAUCAAGGAUUGUAGAGCAUCUUUAAAGUGUCCGAUGAUUCGAGGUCUUCAGCUAACAAAUCAAAAGGAUUUUGAUCCAGAUCAAACCAAUAUUGUCGACAUUUGCAAGCAUUUUACAAUUGUCAUUGAUUCUUUCGAGUCUUUGAUUGAAAAUAAAAAAUCUGCUAUCGUACAACUUACCCAAGAAGGUGAAGAGAAGAAUCGUGCUAUAACAAACUUGGCAAUGGACAUGAACCGUUUGGAAGAUGUGAAUGAAAAAAACGAAGUUGAAAAAGCUGCAAUGAUGGAAAUGAUGGACUCUCGGAACCGAGAACUUGCUGAAUUGAAUAUCAAGAUUACAGAGAAUUUGCAAGAGAUUCGAGAACUGCGGGUACUCGCGGAGGAACGAGAAACGUUCCUCGCUGAGAUGAAAAAACUCGAUUUCGAAUCAAAGGAAAAAUCAGAGCUGAUAAACUCUUUAGAAUCGGAUUUAAGAUUGUUGAGAGAUAACAGAAAUUCGCUGGAAAGAAAAUUGGAGGAGAUUAAGAAAGAGAUGACUGAAGUCACAGAAGAUCUUUUUUCAAAAAAUGGGAUGGUCGAAGAGUUAGAAAUGAAUCUGAGAGAUUCGGAAUUAAUACUGACUUCGACUGAAAAAGAUUUAGAGUUGACAAAAACAAACAAGAACAGUUUGGAAAAAGAGUUGUGCGAGAGGAAUGAAUUUGUCGAAUUGUUGGAGAAUCAGAUCGAGGAGUUUAAGAGUAAUAAAUUAUCAUUGGAGAAGGAUUUGAAUUCGGUUAAGGAAGAAUUGUCGUGGACUCGAGAAGAAUUGGAUAAUAAAAAUAAAUCAAUCCAGAGCUUAGAAGAAAAUUUAGAAGAGUUACAAAAUGACAAAUCUUGUUUAGUAAAAGAAUUGACUUUGGUUAAAAAACAAGUUUCCACUCUUCAAGAAGAUUUAAGAGAGAAGAAUGAAACGAUUGAGUCUUUGGAGACAAGCAUCGAUAAUUUGCAAGAAAAUAAAUUAUCCCUGCAAGACGAAUUAAAGUCAAGUAGGAAUGAGUCUUUGAAUAUUCAAGGAGAAUUGAGAGGUAAAAUCGAGAAGAUAGAAAUUUUGGAAUCUGAGAUGGACGAUUUGGCAAAUGAGAAAUCAUCAUUAGAAGGGGAAUUACAUUCACUCAAGGAAGAUUUGGCCAAUAUUCAAGAAGAGCUAAUUUCCAAAAAUAAAAAUCUAGACACUUUGGAAAAAAAAUUUCAGGAUUUGAUGAGAUCCAAGUCUUUGAUUGAAGAAGAAUUGGAAUCGGCAAAGAGAGAAAAUUGUAGUUUUCAGAGCGAUUUAAGGGAAAAAAUCGAGUUUAUCAACAGUUGUGAAAAGAAAAUUGAGCAAUUCAAGAAUAAUGAAUUAUGUUUGGAGACAGAAUUGGAUUCUUUUAAAGAAAAAUUGUCGAUGACUGAAGAAGAACUGUCCCAGAAGAAGAAAUCAAUCGAGAUUCUGGAAAAAAAUCUAAGCGAGUUACAAAGUGAUAAAUCUUCUUUGGAAGAGAAAUUAACUUUCACUAAAACCGAAGUUUCUACACUUGAAGAAGAUUUGUCAAGAAAGUAUAAGACACUUGAGAAUUUGCAGACAAACUUUGAACAUUUGCAGGAAAAUAAGGCAUCGAUAGAAGAGGAAUUGGAAACAGUUAAAAAAGAUUCGUUUAAUAUUCAACAAGACUUGAGACAAAAGAUUCAAAUUAUAAAAGAUCAAGAAAUUAACUUGGAAGUAUUAAAAACUGAAAAAUCAUCAUUGGAAGGAGAGUUAAAUUCGGCGACGCAAAACUUGAACGAGACUCAGGAAGAAUUACUUGAUAGAAAUAAAAGCAUCCAAACUUUGGAAGAAAAGUUUGAAAAUUUGAAUAAACUAAACUCAACUUUAGAAAAAGAAUUGGAAUCGUUGAAAGUUGAAUCUAGAAAUCUUCAGACAAGUCUAAUCGAGAAGAAUGAAUGUAACAACUUUUUGGAAAAGAAAAUUGAAGAAUUCGAGGAAAAUAAAUUAUCUUUGCAAAAAGAAUUGAAUUCGGUUCGGGAAAAAUUAUCCUUGACUCAAGAAGAAUUAUCCGAAACGAAGAAAUCAUUGGAGAGUUUGGAAGAAAUGAUCGGAGAAUUAAAUAGUAACAAAUAUUCGUUAGAAACUGAAUUGGACUCGUCUAAAAAAGAAGUUUCUGCUCUUCAAGAACAACUAAUAGAAAAGAAUCAAACGAUUGAGAGUUUAAAAAGAAACGUCGAGAAUUUGCAAGAAAAUAAAUCAUCGCUAGAAGCGGAAUUAAAGUCAAAUAACAAGGAAUCGUUUGAUAUCCAACAAGAAUUAAGAGAGAAAAUAGGAGAGAUUAAAGUUUUGGAAACUGAAAUUGAUGACUUGACCAAUAAGAAAUCAGCAUUAGAAGGGGAUUUGCAUUCCGUUAAGGAAGAUUUGAGAGCGACCCAGGAAGAAUUAAUUUCCAGGAAUAAAAAUGUAGAAUCUUUGGAAGAAAAAAUCAAGGAUAUGGAGGGAAUUAAUUCCUCAUUAGGAAAAGAAUUGGAAUCAGGUAAAGAAGGUUUGUCGAAAAUUGAGAAAAUCCUCUCCGAGAAAAAUGAGAAAUUAGAAGAUUUAACAGCGAAUAUUGAAAAAUUAGAAAAUAGCAAAUUAUCCCUUGAAACGGAAGUGUAUUCUCUCAAACAAAAACUGGCAGAAACAGAGAAGAUGUUCUUUAAUAAAGUUGAAGAAGCAGAAGCUUUCGGAAGCGACAUUGAAGAAUUGAGAAAAAUUAAGUCUUCCUUGGAACAAAAAUUGGAUUUAAAUAAAGAAGAAAUCUCAAAAUUCCAAACGCAAUUGACUGAAAGGAACGAAGAAAUAAAUACUUUAAGAGAAGACAUUUCAGCUUUGAAGACAAAUAAAUCAUCUUUAGAAGAGGAUUUGAGUCAAAUCAGAGGCGAGAUGUCUAAUGUUCAACAAACACUAUCACAAAAAAACCAAACAGUAGAAAAUUUGGAAUCAAACAUUCAAGAAAUCAAGAAGAACAAUUUCUUCAUUGUAACUGAAUUAAAUUCCGUCAAAGAAGAAUCUUUUAAAGUUCAAGGAGUCUUGACAGUUAAAAUCAGAGAAUUUGAAGCUCUCGAAAGCGACAUGGAAGAAUUAAAAAUGAGCAAAUUGUCUCUAGAUGGAGAAUUGGAUUCCGUGAAGAUAGAAUUGACUGAAGUUCAACAAGAAUUGAAUGAAAAGAUUCAGCAAUUGGAAAAUUCGAAAGAGUCGCUUAAAGAAUUUGAAGGGAACAUCAAUUCACUAAAGAAAGAAUUAGAAUCUGCAAAACAAGAAUCUUUACAAAAAUUAACCAAUCAACAAAAAUUGAGCGAUGAGUUGACCGAGAAAAUGACAACCGAGUACGAUGAGUUAAUCGAAAAAAUGACUACCGACUACGAAGGAUUGCAGAAUAAAUGUAAGAAUUUGGAUUCUGAAAAUCGAAAAGCCUCUGACAAAAUACUUCAAAAUGAAAUUGAUUUAACAAAUACUCGAGCAACGGUUUGUGACUUGGAAGAAAAAUUAUUACAGAGUGAAGAGACAAAAUCAAAUUUGGAAAUUAAGACUUUGACUCUUGUGAAAAAUUUGGAAUCGCUGAGAGAAGAUUUUGAAGCGAUGAAAGCUUGUAAUGAGGAAAAAGAAGUAAGGAUUCAAGAAGCGAGUGAAGAAAUCGAAACCCUACGAGAAGAGAAAAGAAAACUGGAGUCAAACUUUGAAAAUCUAAGCAAAGAAUCCGCUAGCUUGAGACUUCAAGUUUCAGAAAUUUCAAAAGAACUUGAGACUCGUAGUAAAGAAAAGGACAACUUGCUUUCAGAUCUGCAAAAGUUGAGUCAACAAAGGGAUGAUGUGGUUGAUGAAAAAACGAAAGAAGAUGCUAAAAUGGAAAGCUUGGUCGAAAAUUUAGAGAUUAGACUUCUAAAUACUCAAAAUUCAUUCGAAGAAGUGAGUUUGGACAUCAAACUGAAGGAAGAUGCGAUUCAGGUGUUAAAAACGAAAAUAGAAUCGCUGAACAAGGAGAAAAUCGAGGCAGAGUUGAAAUUGAAUGAAAAGGUUUUAAACUUGCAAGAGGUUCAAACAAGACAAAACUUGGAUUUGGAAACCCAAAUGAAAAUUUUGCAAGAAAAGGAAAAAGAAGUCGCAGAUUUGACAAAGAGAUGCGAAGAGUUUUUAAAUAUUUCGAAGCAGAAGGACCAGUUGGAAGGAAAGUGUAACGAUUUGGAAAAAUGUCAGGAAGAAAAAGAAAAAAAGAUUUCCGAAUUGCAGAGGUUUUUGGAAACACAAAAACAGGAGACGAAUAUUGUUCAAGAAAAACUCCAGUCGCUGAAGAUCGAAAGAUUGAAAAUCGUGGAAGGCUGUCGAGUUUUAGAAACUUGCAUGAGUGAUUUAAACAAAUUUUUACCCCAGGAGAGCAUUUUAAGUGUGGAUUCUAAUGAUAGUCGAGAAAAUGAAUCACUCUUGUUUAAGAAUGAAAAUUCAAGCGAGAACAACCAUGUUUGUAAAGCUCUUCAAGCUUCAGUAGAUACAGCCAACUUGACUUUGAAAGCUCUAUUUUCUCUUUCUCAAAAAUGCAAGAACUUGGAAGCGAGUCUCGAGGAGGAUAAAAAGUUAAAAUUAGUAGUUGCAGAAAUCUCAGAACAAAAUUCGAAAUUGGAAAACGAGAAGACGAAUUUGGAAACCAGACAAGAAGAUCACAGAAUUUUUGUGGAAAGUCUUAUCCAGAAAAAAGAAUCUCUUUAUGACAGUUUGAAUAAAGCAACGAAAAUUAGAAAUAAUUUUGGCUCUAAAUUAACUCAGCUUGAACGUGAUUGGAAUCAAGCUUUGGAAAAAAUUCAAAAUACAUUUGCGAUCAACCAAUCAGUUUGUGAUGAAUUGAAAGACCUGCAGAAUAAAAAAACGGUUCUACAAAAUCUUCUUUCUGAAUAUCGUCGACUUUAUUUGCAGAGUUUGACUUCUAUAACUGACAUCUCUAUGAAAACUUUCUUUUGGACUGAGGAUAAAAUAAGGAAUGUUGAAAAAGACGAAGAAUUCGACUUGGAGAACGAGAAGAUGAGUUUGAUUUCUGAGAUGCAAAAGCUUGAUUCAGCGAUGAAGGAAGUUGAGGAGGCGCAAGAAAAAAUUAAGGUGUUUGCAGAUAUGGCAAAUAAAUAUAAGAAAACUGUGGAGGUCAAUCAAGCAAAGUAUUCACCAGAUAAUGUGGAUAAACUGGAAUCACAAGUGCAAAGUUUGACCAAGGAAAAAAAAGAUGUAAAGGAGAAGUUUGAUAAUGUUCGACAAAGGAAUGCAAAGUUGGAGAAAAAUAUGGACGAGUUGAGAAGUGAGAUGAAGAAAUUAAAAAGCAGUUUAUCAGCAAGUCAACCAGUCAAAUCUGAACCUGAACUAGAAAAUUUGAAAGAAGAAUUGAAGAUUUCUCAGGAGGAAAAUAAUAAUUUAAAGGCAGAAAUUGAUUAUUUGAGCGAGGAAAAUCGAUGCUUGAAAGCAGAAAUUGGUGCUUUAAAGACCGAAAUGUCGGAAAAGUUGCAGCAGUUGGAAAAGACAGAAAAAGUAGAAAAGCCGGAUGAUGGCAAACAGAUGACCAAUGUGGACAUUGAAAAACGAAUGAAGGAGAUUCAUGACGAGUAUGAGGGCAAGUUGGAGAAGCUAAAGCAAAAGAUGAAAGUUGCCUAUAACGAGCAAAUGGCGAAAUUAACUGUGAAACAUGAAAAAUCUGUUCAAGAAAAGAUUGAAAUUUUGCAAGCGAAAAUGGAACAACAGUGUCGUAAACAUACAGAGGAGAUGAGCAAAUAUAAGCAACACGUUAGUGAAUUGACUUCUCGACAUUGGGAGGUUUGCGAUAAACUUUUGGCUGAAAAACAGGAAAAAGAAGGUGCCUUCAAACUAAUGAAAGAGAUGAGGACAAAGUUUAAUAAUGAAUUACAAGAAAUGCACCAGAUGCAAAUAUCGACUGCUUCCGUCCAUAAAACUGCUAGUUUGGACAGGAGAGAUUACUCGACGAAUGACUUCGAACGCAAAGGUCUUCAGGCUUUCCAGAUAAUCGAAGAGGAAACUUUUGCCAGAAGACGCAGCGUUAGAGGCUUACAGCAAGCAAUGGGAAAUGCUUUCGAUGCCGAAGACGAAGAAGGCGAAGUUUUUGACAACGUUUAUCUAGCUGACAUGAAGGAUGGGAAAAACAGAACCAUAAGACCUGAAGAUCGACUCUCAGUGUUGCAGAUGAGAAAUUCUCUCUGCAAACCUCAUUUAAAAUCUUCUUAUCCUGCUGAAACGCAAUUUCAUCCUCUGGGUUUAACAGAAGAGGAUAUUAAAAGCGGUGGUACAGCCGAAGAUGUUUUUAACGAUAGUCUUAGUCAGAGUCUCCUUCCUGGACAAAAAGUAAAGAAGCGAGAAAGGACGCAGACUUCAUACAAAAAACCUGGACCUCCCACGCCAAGUAAAAACGGUGGAAGGUUAUCGUUGCAGGGCAAUGAACCAAAGCCUUCUCCGAAUUCGAGGAUUUUAAAGGAGCGAAAUGUAGUUGAUAGACGCACAACUGCAACUCCUCGAAGGCUAAAGGACUUUUUUAGCAAUUCUCGGCAACAGGAUGAGAAUUCCUCAGGAGGAACGCCAAGGAGAUUCAGUAAUAUUUUCCGCAAAAAGCGAAUGCUGACGGAACGAAAAUAAUUUUAAAAUUUUUUUACUGCAAAUGCAGUAUGCGUUGCAAAUAUGUAGUAUUUUGUUAGAUUUAGUGUUUUUUUUAGUUUAUAACUUGUAUAGAUUUUUAUAAUAAAUUUAUAUUGAAUAAG
This is a messenger RNA of Belonocnema kinseyi, 8447 nucleotides long. Its product is annotated as golgin subfamily B member 1-like. Lineage: Eukaryota; Metazoa; Arthropoda; Insecta; Hymenoptera; Cynipidae. The record is from RefSeq and is a predicted model, not a curated record. Bases 82 to 8325 code for a protein of 2747 amino acids. The transcript has 12 exons.